AUGGCAAAAGAAGGUAGCGAAAGCGGCAAUAGCACAGUUGAGGCAGCAGCAAUUGUCGGAGGAUUGGUCACCACCCCAGUAAUCGGAUGGUCUCUUUACACACUUAAGACAACAGGCUGCGGCCUGCCGCCCGGCCCAGGAGGAUCAAUUGGUGCACUUGAGGGAGUGAGUUACCUAGUAGUGGUGGCAAUUGUGGGUUGGUCAUUGUAUACCAAGUCUAAAACUGGUUCAGGUUUGCCUAAUGGUCCAUUUGGAUUGUUGGGAGCUGUUGAAGGGUUGUCAUAUUUGUCAUUGCUUGCCAUUGUAGUGGUGUUUGGCUUGCAGUUUAUUCAGCAGGGUUCUAUUCCUGGGCCACUUCCUAGUGACCAAUGCUUCGGCUGA
Fraxinus pennsylvanica is the source of this 381-nucleotide messenger RNA. NCBI's taxonomy places the organism in Eukaryota, Viridiplantae, Streptophyta, Magnoliopsida, Lamiales, Oleaceae. The record is from the annotation of a GenBank genome assembly.